Molecule: messenger RNA, 739 nt
Organism: Micromonas commoda
Lineage: Eukaryota; Viridiplantae; Chlorophyta; Mamiellophyceae; Mamiellales; Mamiellaceae
Exons: 1
Coding region: 34-723 (229 amino acids)
Source: RefSeq, a predicted model, not a curated record
GUAACCGGGCAUUUCAUGCUUUGUUGCCCUGCGAUGAUGCUUCAAUUGAAAAACAUGCGGGACGAGCUACUCGUGCUUGUUGCGGGGGCGGAGGGCAAGGACAUCGCGGCGACCUGGCGCAAAUCUCUGUCAAUCAAAUCGUCCAAAGACUUGUCCAAGGUGGCGCCUAAUCCGGACGCCGAGAGCCAAUCCGCAACCGUAACCGCGUUGUCUCCGAAGGACAUCGAAACUCGGGCGGAUGAAUUCAUCGUGAAGCACGCCGUGAUGUCUGACCAGAUGAAUCGGUUCUCGGCUUCCUGGUCGGGUUUCGUCCUCAUCGUGGAGUUCUUAAUCAUCUUGGUUCUGAUUCCGAUGUGGUACGCCAUCGGCAGUGGAAAAGUUCUCCGUUCCGACUUUGACCAGAUGGAAGGCACUACUAAAGACCUGAAAGGUGUGCUGAUCUUCUACGCUUGGUUGUGGGCGACCAUGAUUUCCACCAUCUGGCCCACGAUUGCCGGCCUGAUGGGCUUCGUGACGAGCUUUGCCGAUAAGCUGCCUAAUGCAGUCUCCAGACUGGCCGCACACCGCAGCGCUAAGCUCGCUGAACUUCGGGAGGUGUUGUUGGCCGCCGACGUCGGUUUCAAGCUCAUGGGCGUUCGCAUCACCCCGGUUUUCCUCCUGACCAUGUUCUAUUCCUCGCUCACCGGCGUGGCGGGCAUCUGGCUGUACCUCAACAACGACUAAAGCGAGUCAAAGAUCU